Hypomesus transpacificus is the source of this 749-nucleotide messenger RNA. It is a transcript of the gene spryd4, whose product is annotated as SPRY domain containing 4. Gene Ontology annotation, molecular function: protein binding. The coding region runs from base 38 to 709 and encodes 223 amino acids. The record is from RefSeq and is a predicted model, not a curated record. Lineage: Eukaryota; Metazoa; Chordata; Actinopteri; Osmeriformes; Osmeridae. The transcript is spliced from 2 exons.
CAUGUUUGUCGAGAAGAAAACAAACAUGUGAACAAAGAUGGCGAUCCCCCUCGGCCUGGCAUGGUUUCGUGGGUUGGCAGUUCGAACUGUCAACACUCCGGCUCUCAGAAAGCAUGGGUCACUCCUACCAGCAAGAAGAUUGUAUAUCACUACAGCGACCAGGAAUAACGUCCAUUUCAAGCUGGAUGAAAGGACUGCACAUAGCAGUCUGGACCUCUUCAAGAAAGACACAGGUGUUAUCUACCGCAUCCUGGGCCUGCAUGCCAGUCGUGUCCAGCAUAACCAGGAGCGCUUCCGGGAGUGGGCGGUGGUGUUUGGGGAUGAAGAGAUCACGAAUGGACGCCAUUACUGGGAGGUGACUGUUAAGAAGUCCCAGGAGUUCCGACUGGGCGUGGCUGAGGCAUUGAUGUCUCGAGACGACUGCGUGGGCUCUGACAGCUCCUCCUGGGUGUUUGGUUAUGUCCAGCGCAAGUGGUUUGCCAUGACCACCAAUAAGAUGGUACCUGUCCCUCUGGUAGGUAAGCCUGAACGUGUGGGCAUCCUGUUGGACUACGAGGCUGGUGUGCUGGGCCUUGUGGACAUCCAGAAACCUCAGGUCAUUUACACCAUCAAGGCCAAGUUCAGGGGUCCUCUCUGCCCAGCCUUUGCUCUGUGGGAUGGAGAGCUGCUCACCCACUCUGGCAUUGAGGAGCCUCAGGGCUUGAAAUGAUGCAAAAGGAACUCUGGUAGUGGGACUGGGGAGGGGAGUG